UAUUUGUAAGAUUUACUUCCGGUUUCCAAGAAAGCAUUUGUGGGCAUGCUGUUUGGAGUGCAAUCUUAGCAACAAACUAAUUUCUUUUUACAUUUAAAAAAUAAAUAUUGAAAACUUAAAUUUUAUCGAACGUAUAUUAUAUAAGAAGCAAUAAAAAUGGAAAACGGUCAAGAAGAAAACAAAAUUGAAACUGUAAUAAGUGAUGCUGUUGAUGGCGAGGUUAAGAAUGAAAAGCCGGUUUCUGACGAAAGUGCUAUUAAUCAAACAUCUGAUGAACCAUCUAGUGAACUUUUGGAAAAAAUAAAAAAUCAAAUUGAGUUUUAUUUUGGAGAUGUGAAUAUGCAAAGAGAUAAAUUUCUCAUUGAACAAACAAAAUUGGAUGAUGGUUGGGUUCCUAUGACUGUUAUGUUAAACUUUAAAAUGUUGGCCUCUAUGAGCCAAGAGCCUGAUGUUAUAUUAAAAGCUAUAGAAUUAAGUAAACUUAUGGAAAUAUCUGAAGACAAGAAAAAAAUUCGUCGUUCUCCAAAAUGUCCUUUACCAAUAUAUAAUGAGGAAUAUAGAAAAGCACAGGAAGCUAGGACUGCUUAUGUAAAAGGAUUUCCUUUACAGGAUACCAAUAUUGAAAAACUUAAAACAUUUUUCAGUGCUUAUGAACCAUUUGAAAAUAUUGUUAUGAGAAAAUAUCAAGAUAAAGGAAAGAAGUUACAAUUCAAAGGUUCCAUUUUUGUACAAUUCAAAACUCUAGAAGAUGCAAAAGCUUUUAUGGCUAGAGAAUCUAUAAAAUAUGGAGAUACUGAAUUGAUUAGAAAGUGGUCAGCUGACUAUAGUGCAGAAAAAGCUAAAGAAACAGAAGAUAGAAGACAAAAACGAUCAGAAAUGAAGGCAAAGAAAAGUGAAUCUAUGAAAGAUAAGGAAGAUGAUGAAAGUGGUGAAGAGGAUGAAAAUGAAAAAGAUAUUUCAUUACCAAAGGGUUGUGUGAUUCACUUUAUUGAUGUACCUGAGAAAUGUACAAGAGAAGAUAUUAAAGAACGUUUAGGUGAACUAGAUGCAAAUAUUGCAUUUGUUGAUUUUAAAAUAGGUGAUAAGGAAGGAUGGGUUCGUUUGCAGGAAGAAAAUACUGCAAAGGUUAUAAUUGAUAAAAUGACGGAUAAUCAAAUACUGAUUCAAGAUAAAACAGUUACUUGUCGUGUUCUUGAAGGGGAAGAAGAAGAGAAAUAUCUCACAAAGGCAAAAACACAAAUAGUAAAUACAAGGCAAAAAUAUAAUAAAGGAAAGAAAGGCAAGAAAGGUCGUAAUACGCGAGGUCAAAGAAAAAGGCGUAACAGUGACAACAAUGAUCUGGUUCCUAAUAAAAAGGCUGCUAUCGAGUAAUUAAAAAAUGAUAUUUAAUUUGAAAAAACUAAAAAUGUUCUAUACACAUGUAUAUUAAUCAUAUUUUUAUUAUACGGACACUUAUGUGUAAAAUAUGAAAAGAUAUUCAAAAUAGGAAGCUACUUACCUUAAGCGCAUAUUUUUUGUUAUGCUUAAUAACAGUGUGUAUUAUUUAUAUAAGGAUAAAAGUACAACGCUGUUUAUAUUUGUAAA
This is a messenger RNA of Apis laboriosa (Himalayan honeybee), 1584 nucleotides long. RefSeq names its product la protein homolog (gene La). The transcript is spliced from 7 exons. Gene Ontology annotation, molecular function: RNA binding. Gene Ontology annotation, biological process: positive regulation of translation; RNA processing. The record is from RefSeq and is a predicted model, not a curated record. Lineage: Eukaryota; Metazoa; Arthropoda; Insecta; Hymenoptera; Apidae. Gene Ontology annotation, cellular component: ribonucleoprotein complex; cytosol; cytoplasmic stress granule. Bases 157 to 1371 code for a protein of 404 amino acids.